Molecule: messenger RNA, 1603 nt
Organism: Thecamonas trahens ATCC 50062
Lineage: Eukaryota; Apusomonadida; Apusomonadidae
Exons: 2
Coding region: 1-1470 (489 amino acids)
Source: RefSeq, a predicted model, not a curated record
AUGUCGCGUAUCGAGACGCGCGGAAAGACCUACGGAACGAGGUCGUCGGGCGCGCCGGCUUCCCGUCCGAUGGCGCCGCGGCAGAAGCGGAAGAGCUCCUCACGGAAGUCCGGGCCGUCGCAGGUGGCGGCGGGGCAGCAGCAGGGCCAGGCCCGGCGGCGGCGAAAGCGACCAGUCACGGCGGGAGCGAGGAUGAUGGGCUCAUGCGGCGGCGGAUCGAACAAGAGGGCGAUCCGGUCGGCGUGGGAGGCGCAGUUUGCGGACGGGACACACGAGCUGUUUGCCUCGGGCCGGCGGACGGCACAUGUCCGCGAGCAAUCAGCCCGGUUCAAUGCCGACGUCACCCAGUCGGCGGCCGAGAUGCACAUUCAAGCGUACGAGCUCGCGCGUGGCGUCCGCUCGCAGUUUGUCACGCCCAAGCUGCCCAAGGUGCACGCCUUUGGAUACUCGGGUUCUGUGGCACGGGCGCGGCUUGCGCCCGAUUUGCACGCAGCGUCGCUGGCGAGCCGCAAGUUCUCGGUCCGCGGCGACCGUUACGGGGUCGAGGGCGUUAUUCUCGAGCGCCUCAAGCGGUCGAUGGGCGAGUACAACAUGACGCCAGACGCGUACUGCAUCCUUGACGCCAUGGUGUCAGGCAAGGUGCCCGACGCUGUCCUCAAGCGCCACCUCGGACCGGACGUGACGCCCGACGAUUUGAUGACCAUGUAUACUCGCCGGUAUGGCGACGACGCAGGCCACCCUUCUGACGAGGGUAAGCCCAAUACCCACUGCUCGACGACCGAGCUCGACUCUGCCGUCGAUCGGGUGAUGCGGCAGUCGGAUGGGGCCCGGCGUAGAUGGCGAGAGACAGUGUCGGCGCGGCCGGCGACAGCGUCGGCCAUUCCCGAUCGCCGGCAGCGGAUUCUCGACCGUGUGGAGGCGACAACAGCAGCAGCAGCCGCCCGCGGCAUCCGGCCUUCGACCGCCGCCGCCACCGUGGCCGCCGUCAAGGCCGCGGCAUCGGUGGCUCAGGCCGACGCAGCAGACUCUGGCACCGUCCACGCCGAGGCGCCGGCUGAGCUUGUCGACAUCAUGGACGACAACGCGCUGUAUGCCAACGCCGGCUACAAGGCCCAUCUCGACGACGGACUCACCAAGCUGCGGUUCCGACACGACGUCCGCCCGCGCCCACCGACGCUCACUUACUCGGGCGAGCGCCGGCGUAUCCUUGUCGACUUUCCUUAUCAGCCGACGACCAUCGAGAACGAGGUCGCGUCGGCGCGGCUCGCCGCAGCAGGCUCGGGUUCGACUUUGGUCCCAGCCUCGGUCCUCCUCCCGGAAGCGUUGCCCGCCACGAGUCCGACCUCCCCGCCGUCGGCGGCCGCCAAAGCCCGUGCCAACCCGUCGGAGUUUGUCGCUGUUGACGAUCUUGUUGACAUGAUGAUCAGGCCGCGCUCGACCAAGUUUGAGCCUGUCGAAGUCCAUGUCUAGCCCACCCCACCCGCGAUUGGAUGAGGCAUUGCUGUGCCUGUGAUCAACCGAAAGCCGCACCCGCCCGACAGAAUCGUCGACGAUGACAAGCAUACUGCAGGCGAGUAGCGCUCAAUGAAACAGACCGUGGUGG